AUGGUGAAGGCAACCCUUGCCCUUGCCGAUAUGCGAAGGGCUGCCCUCACCAGCCCAAGCGAGGACGACACUCACCGGCCUAGGCGUGGGCUGCCCUCGCUUGAGGACAAUAGCAACUUCGAUAUGUAUCAGUCAAGGCAGCUGAUUGGAGGGAGAACAUGUACUGCCUUCUUGCUCCCGGCUCUCCCCCAUAGGAAGAGAUCCCAGCCGCUUGUAGAGAUGGACAUCAUGCUAGAGUACCAAAAGCAAGUGACCAAGGUGGGGCUCUUGCUGUUUGAGCUGCUAUCAGAGGCCCUAGGGAUGAAGCCAAGCCACCUCAAGGACAGAGACCCUGCAUGCCCUGAGCUUGAGCUGAGCAGGGGCACAACCAAGCACCAGAAAGAUCAUUUCCUCACUGUGCUCCUCCAGGAUCAAAUUGGUGGCUUCCAAGCCCUCCACGAGGAUCAGUGGCUUAAUAUUGAGCGACCAAUUCAAGAGCUUCGAGCACAGCGCCUGGCGAGCCGGGUCAGAUUGAGGAUCUCGGUGGCCAGCUUCUUCACCAUGUACAUGCAGCCAUCAUCGAAAUUCUACAGGCCCACCAAGGAAUUGCUUUCGGAGAACAAUCUUCCCAAGUACAGAGAAACCACGGCGAGGGACUACACAUACUACUUCAACAUGAAAGGGCUUGCCCGCAAAUCGGCUCUGCCACACUUCAGGCUUUGA
Rhodamnia argentea is the source of this 702-nucleotide messenger RNA. Its product is annotated as 1-aminocyclopropane-1-carboxylate oxidase homolog 3-like. Bases 1 to 702 code for a protein of 233 amino acids. The transcript is spliced from 3 exons. NCBI's taxonomy places the organism in Eukaryota, Viridiplantae, Streptophyta, Magnoliopsida, Myrtales, Myrtaceae. The record is from RefSeq and is a predicted model, not a curated record.